AUGGCAUCAGUUAUCAAUAACUUCGGUGCAGCCUCCGACGGCCUCGAUCGGGCGCAACUUGAUGUUGCCCCACCAGUCGACGCACACACUGAUCCACGACCACCUCCGGACGCACUGAACUAUCGUAAACCCUCCAUACGCCGUGCUGUUAAGGACAACCUACUUUCAGUGGUGGUCCAUCCUCGAUAUGGCGUCAAUAAGAUCAAGGCCGCAAUCAGUGAGAAACAUGAAGCCAUCGCCAAUGAAAAUCGUGUACAUCAAAAGGAUCCUGAUCAUGCACCUACUCUCGCCCCUGCUCCGCCAACAGGUUCUCUCGUGCAUGAAAGGCUCGUGCACAACCUGGACGACAAACCGAAAUUUCCACCAGUCAAGGAGUUCAUCAAACAUCCCAUGAAUUCGUUACAGUCAACCGUCCAGGAUCAACGAGGCAGCGACUGGGCUGAGAAUAUGGCGACGUCAGAAGUUGCACACGGAGCAGAAGUCCAGCUUGUACGCCAAGCCGAGAAGGUCGACAACGCUGUGACCCCGUCGGAAAAAGAGGAUGAACUCAAGACUCUCAUGCAAUUGAAGCAGGCCAGGCAAGAUGAAAUGGUUCGCUGGUCUAUCGACCGACAUGUGAGGAAAGUCGCACGGACACAUGUGCCAGACAGGCCUCCGCAGCCACCGCCACUGUCCAAGAAAGAUCCGUUGCAGUCGUGGGCCGAGUACAGCAAAGCGAGGGCAAAAUACGAGCUGCACAAGCGUGCAGAGUUUUAUAUCGACAAUGGCUCGGAUCUUCCAGAGGUAGACAGGAAGUUGUUGGCCUCGGCACUCGAAAGAGUCAUCAUCGCGUCAGUACCUGUGCAGAACACCUUCAUGAGACUACGGAACAUUUCUCAUUGGGUCAAUCCUCGGGAGAGUGCCGGUUAUAUGGUGCUAUACUUCUCGCUACUGAUGUUUAGCCAAAUUACGCGGAUGAUCAUUCUUUCCGUUCUGCUGGGAACGCUGUAUCGACGAUGGCACCCUCCUACCAUGAAAGAGAGGCGAGAUACUAUCGAACAUGCUGAGAAUCGAGACGCAAUCGCACAAGACCUGAUAGAACUGGUGACGCAAUACGGCACACGAGGUUGGGUGGAUCGUGCUAUUGAGCUUGCAGGUCCUGUAUUAUUCGACUCGCUUGAACGUGCGGCGGACAUUCUGGAAACGCUACGGAAUUUCUAUGAGUGGCGAGUCCCACGGCGCACCGGCUUCACACUCGGCUUGUUGUUCGCCUGGUGGUCGUUAAUAACACUGACACCGACCUGGCUGCUUGUGCAAGUGACCUUCAUCUUUGUAGGGUUCGACUUCUUCGUUUUGACGCCUCUCGGCGUUCGCUAUCCGCAAUAUCGGCUGCUUGUUUCGCCCUGGACAUGGUUGUUAUGGGAGAUUCCCACACACGCGGACUGGGCUAUCGCACGACUCCAGGCAGAAGCUGAGAAAUACUUAGAACAGCAUGGCAAGCUCGGCGAUAUUGACAAUGACGACGCACGCAACACGGACAUGCCAUCGAAAACCGGCAUCCGAGAUACGCCAGAAGGCCCUCAGAUGAUCGGCCGUUACAAAUGCAGAGACGGAGAUGCAUACGGCGAGCUUGUAGUAACGACCGCAUCAAUUUCCUUUUCUCCGAAGAAAUCAGCCAACUCAGGCUGGGACCUGCCCUUCCGGGAGUUGAUAGGAAUACAAAAGAGGUAUCUGUAUGCUGAUGUAUGCCAGAUCACCGUACAGGUCAAGAGCGGCGAAGAAGCUGGCCUCAUCUUUACGAAGCUAAAUGGAACAACGCAUGACGUCGCGCACUUGGUUGAGCGUGAUUUGGUCUUCUCACAGAUCAUCGGAUACAGCCGACUGCUCUGGAAGAGGACAGGCUGA
Messenger RNA from Exophiala viscosa, 1884 nucleotides. RefSeq lists its product as uncharacterized. Gene Ontology annotation, biological process: apoptotic process; negative regulation of toll-like receptor 9 signaling pathway. The record is from RefSeq and is a predicted model, not a curated record. The coding region runs from base 1 to 1884 and encodes 627 amino acids. The transcript is spliced from 6 exons. NCBI's taxonomy places the organism in Eukaryota, Fungi, Ascomycota, Eurotiomycetes, Chaetothyriales, Herpotrichiellaceae.